ACCAACUUCAAACGUUUUAAUGCCUUUAAACAAUGAUAGUGAUAUUCUGAAGAUGGCUAAGCUAUUGAUUGCUCAUGGAACAAUGAAUGUAUUUGUUGUGCAUUGUGGCAAUUCAAAAAUUUCAAAUCAGUGCAUUAAUGAGUUUAGUGAUGAUGAAAAUGAUGAUCUUGAAUUUGAUAAUGAAGAAGAUGCAGUCCUUUUUGAUGUUGGUGUCAUUAGUGAUAAUGAUGAUCUUGAGUUCUUGGGAGCAAUUAACAACUCUCAAGAUAUUCCGGUGUUUGAGGUUGGUAUGAAGUUUACUAAUUGUGAUGAGUUUAAAGAAGCCAUUAGGACGUAUGCUGUCUUGAAGGGUUGUGUUCUUGAAUGGUUGAAGAAUGAUGCAACCUCUCAAAGGACUCACAAUUGUAUCAAGAAACAAGAGAAUCAUAUGGCUAAUGCAGUGUGGCUUGCUAGGUAUUUGAAACCUAAAAUAGACUCCAAUCCAAUGAUUAAAUUGAGGCAAUUGAAGGAUGCAUGCAAGGAGGAGCUAAAUUUAGUUGUUCAAACUACUAUGAUGAAGAGGGAAAAAUCAAUAGUUCUCAAUGAGUUGGAAGGGAACUACAAGGAAGAGUAUGCAUGUUUAAUGGGGUACAAAGCUGCCUUGGUUGAAAAAAACCGAGAGAACACUGUUGAUGUGUUGUAUGACACAUACAUUAACAAUCCGAAUCCUGUUUUCAAAAGCAUAUACAUUUGUUUGGCUGCAUGUAAAACAGGAUGGAUGGAAGGUUGUAGAAGAAUUAUUCGCAUUGAUGCAUGUUUUUUGAAAGGUAUGUGCGAAGGGGUGUUGUUGACAACAGUUGGUAUAGAUGGAAAUAAGCAGAUGUUUCCGAUUGCAUGGGCAGUUGUUAGUGGUGAAUCUAAUGAGACAUGGGGCUGGUUUCUGCAGUUGCUUAGAAAUGAUUUAAAUCUUGGACUUGGUGAGGGAUUAGUUGUGAUGUCUGACCAACAUAAGGCCAUUAUAUCUUCUGUGCAUGCUUUACUUCCAGAGGCUAAGCACAUAUUUUGUGUUAAACACUUGGACAUUGCACCUAGAAUUAAAUCAAUUUUGGAAGAAAAUAUUGAGGAAGGGUGCACCUGGAAGGCUCAAGGGAGUGGGACCGAGGAGUAUGAAGUUUCAAAGGGUGAUUUCAGAUUUAUUGUGAACAUGAGUAGGAAGGAAUGUACUUGUAGGGGGUGGAAUCUUACAGGUAUACCAUGUUGUCAUGCCAUUUGUGUGAUGUACUCAUGUAAUGUUAACAUUGAAGAUGGGGUUGCACAUUGGUAUAGAAAGUAUACAUACCUACAAGCAUACAAAUUCUCAAUUGAUUGUAUAGAAGGAUUAGAGACUUGGAAGCUACAUAAAGGUUUGAAGCUAGAUCCACCACCAUUCAAGAAGGACAAAGGCAAACCCAAAGUGCAAAGGAGAAAACCAGCACAUGAGACAGCAAAAGUUACAAGAGGAGAUGAGGAAAAGCUUUCUAAAAAAGGUGUGCAAAUGACUUGCUCUUGGUGUGGGUUUCAAGGACAUAACAAGAGAGGAUGCCCACGGAAAGAUGAUCCAACCUUCAAGAGAGAUGUCCAUGAGGUUAACUUUAGCACUGAGAUCCUUGAGGCACUUUAGCACUGAGAUCGAGUCUUCAAUUUUAUGCGAGUGAGGUAAAUAAAUUAUGGUAACGCCC
Molecule: messenger RNA, 1697 nt
Organism: Rubroshorea leprosula
Lineage: Eukaryota; Viridiplantae; Streptophyta; Magnoliopsida; Malvales; Dipterocarpaceae
Source: the annotation of a GenBank genome assembly